AUAAGUAAACAGAAACACAAGUAAUGUAGAACGCGUGAUAAAUAUUUAUGUUUAUGUUUACAAAACUGUUUCGUUCAAAACGUUUAGCAAGCAUAUAAUGCCACUCCAAUAACUGCGACUAAAGUGAAGGUAACAGAGGUAACUAUAUCGUUUACUUAAAGAGAACGCAGAAACAGAUGAAGAUUGAGGUACGCAAUUUGAGUGACGUUUGAGGAUGUGUUGAUGUUGUGGUGGAAUGAGACGUUUGUCUCUUUGGCUGUGGAACGAUUUAGCUAUUAAUGUUCCUUUCCCAUAUUUCAUACACAUAUUUGAAGAAAUUUUACGUUCGUGGUAUCCUCAUGUCAAAAUAAAAACGUAGUUCAAAUCACUCCUCUGAUGUUCGUCAGUUUGUGUAAAUGUAACAUCAGAGGUGAAGUUUCAUAUCAUGCCGGGCAAUAGAUAUCAGUCUUCUCCUUUGCCCAGCAGAAGCUCUUCUUCGUUAAGCAAUAAUAUUAGGCCAGGCUCACCAUUGCCCGUACCAGUGGGAUAUAGAUUGGACUGUAUGAGUGCUGCAGCGAAACGAUACAAAUACCUAAGGAGACUCGUGAAGUUCCAUCAGAUGGACUUCGAGUUCGCAGCAUGGCAGAUGAUAUACCUAUUCGUUUCGCCCCAACGAGUUUAUAGGAAUUUUCACUACCGAAAACAAACAAAAUCACAGUUUGCAAGGGAUGAUCCAGCAUUUCUUGUUCUCCUGAUGUUUUGGUUGUGUGCAUCAUCUGUUGGAUUUGCCAUUCUUCUGCACUUGUCAUUCUGGGAGUAUUUCAAAUUCCUGCUCUAUGUGGUAUUUGUAGACUGUAUUGGAGUUGGUCUCCUAAUAGCUACUUUUCUGUGGUUUGUUACUAACAGAUACAUGAUAAAACCGUCAUGUCGAGAUCAGGAUGUUGAGUGGGGUUAUGCAUUUGAUGUUCAUCUCAAUGCUUUCUUUCCUGUCCUGAUUAUUCUACAUGUGUUCCAACUGUUUUUCUACAGAGCUUUUCUGUAUCAACCCUGGUUCGUGGCCAGAUUAUUUGGAAAUACCCUGUGGCUGAUCGCCCUUGGCUAUUACAUCUAUAUCACAUUUUUAGGCUACAGUUGUUUGCAAAUUCUGCAGAGAACUCAUAUACUUCUUUAUCCACUGACAGUGUUGCUGGCAUUGUAUGUUAUAACAUUGAUGUCUGGUUGGAAUAUAUCUCAAGAUAUGAUGAACUUUUAUGAAAGAAGAGUAACGUAACUGAAGACGUGAAUCAGUGAAGUGUUGAAUAUGUAUAACAUGUAUUAUAACAAAGUAUCAGAGUGGUAACAAAGGAGAUGUUGUAAUGUGACGGUAUUGUCAUAAACAGUGUUCGUGACAUUAACUUUUUGUACCCAAGGCAGUGAAAAAAAAUAAUAAUUUGCCUUAUUUUCGGUAAUGUAAAUUAGUUAAAUUGUUUCUUUUAAUAUGUGAUUGUAAAUAUAUAUUUCAGAGUUUUGAUAUUUGUUGUUACAGUAUAGUGAAAAGUUUUUGCUUUCCCUGAAUUAGGUCUUUCACACAAAUAUAUGCAGUCUUCCAGUUUUGUUACUAUCACUUACAGGUAAGUUUAUUAGAUAUAUGGUGUUUGAAGUGAUCAGAUUAUCACAAAAUGUAUAAUUACAAGAAGCAAUUACAUUUUUAACCAGAAAUCAAAAUAAUUUAUUGUACAAACAUUGCUAUGACUUUUUAUUGCUAAUGAAAACUAGACAAACAGGUAAGAAAUAAACUGUAGUAGCAGUAAUUAAGAUUAUCAAACAGGCAUGUAAUCUUUGAGAGAUCUGGAAAUGUGUCUCAUCAUUGGAAACACUUCAGGGGAAAAAAAGGACCUCUGUAUGUUGUAUCAUUGUUGACAAGCUGAAAUUUAUUAAUACAUAUUUGACAAUAAAAAACA
This is a messenger RNA of Schistocerca piceifrons (Central American locust), 1919 nucleotides long. RefSeq names its product protein unc-50 homolog A (gene Unc50). The transcript has 7 exons. The record is from RefSeq and is a predicted model, not a curated record. Bases 425 to 1249 code for a protein of 274 amino acids. NCBI's taxonomy places the organism in Eukaryota, Metazoa, Arthropoda, Insecta, Orthoptera, Acrididae. Gene Ontology annotation, cellular component: Golgi membrane.